GUGCCCCGCGGCGCGCGGAGCCGGCUACCCGGUGCGCUGUGAGGAGGGCGGAAGCGGUGGCCGCGUAGCGUGAGGCUGCGUGUGUGCUGGCGGGCGGAGGCGACAGCUCGGGGUCGACAUGGAAGUGAAGGAUGCCAAUUCUGCUCUGCUCAGUAAUUAUGAGGUGUUCCAGUUACUGACUGAUCUGAAAGAGCAACGGAAAGAAAGUGGAAAGAACAAACACAAUUCUGGGCAACAGAACUUGAAUACUAUCACCUAUGAAACAUUAAAAUAUAUAUCAAAAACACCAUGCAGGCACCAGAGUCCUGAGAUUGUCAGAGAGUUUCUCACAGCAAUGAAAAGCCACAAGUUGACCAAAGCUGAAAAGCUUCAGCUGCUGAACCACAGGCCUAUGACUGCUGUUGAGAUCCAGCUGAUAGUAGAAGAGAGUGAAGAACGGCUCACGGAGGAGCAGAUCGAAGCUCUCCUCCACACUGUCACAAGCAUUCUGCCUGCAGGGCCAGAGGCUGAACAGAAGAAAAAUACGGAUGACGUGACAAUGGAUGAAGAGGACCCAGCAUAGAGGAGCACAGCUGGCCCAACCACCUCAUGAAGCUGAAAGGCCCAGCAGCCAUUUCCCAGACAUUCAGAGGAUUGUUCAUUUGGUUGUACCCUCUAUCCCAGCAGGCCUGAUUUCAUGGUUAGUUGGAUAAAUCACAAAAAUAAGCUAAAAAGAAGUACUUGUGCCUCUGGGAGAUGAAACAUGAUGAAGACAGGCUGAGGUUGUCAGGGCAGAGAGCUAAAGAGAGGAGGACAGAGCCAAAGAGGACAAUGACUGUGGAACCCUCUGUGGUCAAAAUAUUUCUUCUGUGGCCUUUGCCACAGUUGUGGGAAGGCCCCCAUACACAGCUGGUAAAGUACUUGUGUUGCCUUUGAUGGGCUGUGUCCUAAUUAGUUUCAUCUGCUUCCCUAGGAGCUUCCCAAGCAGGGGCUCUGAGCACUGUUGGGAUGAGAGCAGAGUUAAGAGAAUCCCGUUAGAUGACUAGAAACUCCCAGAGCAGCAGAUAGUUGCUUUAGGUUAAAAUGAGCCACUGAAUUUGGCUUACCUCAGAGGAAUCUUUUCCUCGAGAACAUUGGAGAUAAGAGAACAGCCUGGCCAACCCUUGAUCGGGUCUGAAGGCUUGUUUCCUUUGCUGGCAGGGGGUGUUUACCAGCUCACACUAUUCAGUCUUAAAUGUUAGGGUACCGACCGGCCCAUUCCAGUUGAAAAGCGGCACUCCAGACUGAAUGACAGCUCAGCAGAAGAACAACAUUGGCCGCCUUUCUAAUGACCUUCGGUUUCCUGCCCUGAGACAGGAGCCCUGAGUAGACACCUUUGUGUCAAGUCUGGGUGAACUUCAUUUGCAUGAUGGGCAAAUUGUCUGCAUCUUUUGAAAGGGGUCAGUUAUAUAGCUCUUCAUGGAUAAAAUAUGGAGAAACCGGAGGUUGGUUCCUAAGAAUUUGAAUUUGUUAGCUGUUGCAAGGGUGUAUCAGUUUUUUAAUUUAAAAUAUUAGGAUAAUUACCAUGUGAAGAACUUAUUGAUACUGAGGCUUUGGAGAGUUCAGUAGCUCCAGAUGUGUGGUUGCCCUAAUCCUAGGAAUGUUGCUGAAAAUUAAUUUUCCACAUUCGCUCUGCUCCUGACUUGGGGAAGAAAAUGCCCACAGACACUAAUUUUCCAAAUUGGUACUUAUUUUGUUGUGAGAUUACAUAUUUUCAGUGCUGCUGUUAACUGGAUGAUUUCCCACCCCCUUGCAAUUUCCAGGUUGUUUCAACCUCCCUACCACCCCUGCCAGUUGCACUCAUGUCUUUCUUAACCUUAUCAUCUGAGGAUCACCUGAGAUGUGUUUACAGGCAAAACUGGAAUUCACAGGGCAUUUAUAUUGAAGUCUCUUGUCUGUAUUGGGAAUUUCACCAGGAAUUGUUGAUUUUUCUUGUCAAGGCAUCACAUGGGUACCUAUGCCACUGUUUCAUUUUAACUGUGAGUGUGUUUGAUGUAUUUUUUUUAAUGGAUUAACCUAAUUAAUAAUAAAUUGUUUCCAAGUGACCACCAAUUUUUGGUAUUUUUAUAAAUCUCUUAAGAGUUUGUUUUGCCAUGGAUAGAAAGUGAAAUCUGACUUGAAAGCUAAAAUGUGUGAUUUUUUUGUUAAAAAAAAUCUAUUUAGGUCUAAAUUCUAUUUUAGAUUGCAGGAAAAUUUUACAUUGCUGUAUUUGGGGCCUGAAUUUAACCUCAGUUUUUGAUAAAGCCAGGCAGGCUCUGGAAGGCUUAACCUUUAUAGGAAACGUAUUCUGUAUAAUAUUCCUGUCACAUUAACAACAUUUAAGAAUUAAGAUAAUUUACGGAGUGGACCAAGAUGGUGGCUCCUGUGGAUCUGGAAUUGAAGAAGGCCUUCACAGAGCUUCAAGCCAAAGUUAUUGACACUCGGCAGGUGAGGCUUGCAGACAUACAGAUUGAACAGCUAGACAGAACGAAAAAGCAUGCACGUCUUACAGGUACAGAGAUUAUGACUUUGAUAGAGGAGACUAACAUGUAUGAAGGUGUAGGAAGAAUGUUUAUUCUUCAGUCCAGGGAGGUAAUUCACAAUCAACUGCUAGAGAAACAGAAAAUAGCAGAAGAAAAAAUUAAAGAAUUGG
Lynx canadensis (Canada lynx) is the source of this 2650-nucleotide messenger RNA. RefSeq names its product CGRP receptor component (gene CRCP). Gene Ontology annotation, molecular function: nucleotide binding. The transcript has 6 exons. The record is from RefSeq and is a predicted model, not a curated record. Gene Ontology annotation, cellular component: RNA polymerase III complex. Gene Ontology annotation, biological process: transcription initiation at RNA polymerase III promoter. The coding region runs from base 119 to 562 and encodes 147 amino acids. NCBI's taxonomy places the organism in Eukaryota, Metazoa, Chordata, Mammalia, Carnivora, Felidae.